CGCGUUCCGGAAUCUCGCGCUGCAUCUCGCGCGCUCGCGCAACGGCUCUCACGAGUGAAACCCCCAUGAAGGUAUACCAACCGACGAUCCGAUUUGGGUACGCGCGUAUCAUACCGUAAGAUUGGAUUGGUCUGGUUGGAGGGGGGUCUCGCGGUUCAGCAGCAGCAGCAGCAGCAGCAGCAGCAGCAGUUCCUCCGCUCCAAGAUGCAGAAUUAGAAUGCAGAGCAAGAGCAGAGCAAACUGAGUAAACGCUGAGCUGCUCCAUUGUCAGCGUCUUCUUUUCUUUUCGGUUUGCCGUCCGUCCGGUUUUGUUUAGCGGUUUGUGGGACCGUUUUUCGUUCAUAUUCCGAGCCUUCCGCGCUCGAUUAUUGGUGGUUGGAUCGAGUUGAUCGAGUUGAUCCUUGGUUUGCGCGUGCUGUUUGCGUUCCGGCAAUGUUCAUCUCGCUAGCCGCUCGACAGCGCUCGUUACCUUGGCGCAUUCUGCAUCGAGCAAAGCAUUGCUACCGCUACCACUCGUCGACCGCGUAUGGCAAGCCGUUCGAGGAGAUACCGGGACCGGCCCGGAUUCCACUGAUAGGUCGACUGAACGACAUUCUGCAGCUAGGCAAACCGGCGGAGCUACACCUGCGCAUCUCGCGAUACCACAAACAGCAUGGCGAUCUGUUCCGGCUGCGGAUAGGCGUGCAGAAUGCGGUGUUUACGCGCGAUCCCGAGCUGAUGCGGCGAACGUUUCAGCUCGAGGGCCCAUACCCCCGCCAUCCGUUGCCCGAGUCGUGGACGUACUUCAACCAGAAGUACAACUACCAGCGCGGUAUGCUAUUCAUGGAUGGCAACGAGUGGCUGCAGGCACGGAAGCUCUUUAACAAACCCCUCCUGAAGGACGCCACCUGGAUGGAAGCACCGAUACGGCGCGUCUGCGGGCAGAAGGUCGCGGAGAUCAGGGCGAUCACGGAUCGUCGCCGAUCGUUCGGUGCCUUCGAGAACCUCGAGCAGUUCCUGUACCGGUGGUCGGUCGAAGUGGUGCUGAGCCUGAUGCUAGGACGAUCGUUCGCUCGCUGCCAGCAGUCGGCCGAGUUUGGUGCGCUGGUGUCCCAGUUCGCCGGCGUCGUGUACGAAAUCUUUCGGUGUAGCUCGGAGCUGAUGAACGUACCGCCGGCCCUCGCCGAUCGCAUGAAUCUGGUGCCGUGGCAGCAGUUCGAACAGGUGGUACCGAAAACGAUCGGUCUAGCUUCUUCGAUCAUCGAAUUUGGCAUGCGGCACACGGAGCUGGAGGAUGGUUUGCUGCACGAGCUGCACGGUCAGAUCGACGAGGAGCUGCUGAGGCGCAUCUUUGUCGAUUUCAUCAUAGCAGCCGGUGACACGACGUCGUUUGCAACCGUCUGGGCCCUGUAUUCGCUAGCCGCUAAUCCGGACGUGCAGGGAGCGGUACGCCGCAGCAUCGAAGAGACGGCGGGCGGGCUCAGCUCGGCCGCCGUCAAUGGGGUGGUGCGGGAAACGCUGCGCCUGUACCCGAUCGCACCGUUCGUCGGGCGGUUCGCUGAGGCGGACGCUUCGUUCGGUGGUUACCAUCUACCCAAAGAUACGCUGGUGCUGCUGUCGCUCUACAGUGCCGGGCGGGAUGCCCGAUUCUUUAGCGCACCGGACGAGUUCAACCCGUACCGGUGGCAGCGUUCCAGUGGCAGCGAACCGUCGGCGGCGUCGCCGGCGACACCGAUGGCUACACCGUCAGCCUCGCUACCAUUCGCCAUUGGCGUACGGUCCUGUGUUGGCCGGAAGAUUGCGCUACUCCAGAUGGAGUACCUGUUGUCACUGCUGCUGAAGGAGUUCGAGCUGGAGCUGGACGGGCAGCAUCCACCGGUGCGACCGAUCCUGAAGCUCAUCACCGUACCGGACCACCCGGUCCGCAUUGUCUUCAAGCCUCUCCAGCGGGAGUCGGUAUAACAUCGA
Anopheles darlingi is the source of this 1947-nucleotide messenger RNA. It is a transcript of the gene sad, whose product is annotated as cytochrome P450 315a1, mitochondrial. The record is from RefSeq and is a predicted model, not a curated record. NCBI's taxonomy places the organism in Eukaryota, Metazoa, Arthropoda, Insecta, Diptera, Culicidae. Gene Ontology annotation, molecular function: oxidoreductase activity, acting on paired donors, with incorporation or reduction of molecular oxygen; monooxygenase activity; heme binding. The transcript is spliced from 10 exons. Bases 433 to 1941 code for a protein of 502 amino acids.